AAUAAUAAUAGUGGCGCUGAGAGUUGGAUGGAUUCGCUUCACAUGAUAAUUACGAUUUGAGUGCCAACUGCCCUCCUCCACCGCUCUUUCCCUCUCCGAUCUCCGAUCUUCUCUUCCGCCGGAGAAGAAGAUGCAGAUGAUGCUCUCCAAGGCCUCCUCCGCCAUGGCCGCUUUGCCUUGCACUAGGGUUAGAAGCGUAUGUGUCUGGCCGAGCGUGAAACAACUUUCCUUUAGAAAGGACCUUUUAUAUGGGGUUAUGCGACUUUUAUCUACUCCAUUGAAAACGUUGCGUGGAGCUAGUCGUUCACUUAAAGUUGCUCAGUUCUGCAGUGUCGUCAAUAUGUCCUCCACUUUGCAAAUUGAACUGGUACCUUGUCUUCGUGACAACUAUGCAUAUCUCUUACAUGAUGUUGAUACGGGCACGGUCGGUGUUGUUGAUCCAUCUGAAGCUCUACCAGUUAUCGAUGCUUUAAGCAAGAAAAACAGAAAUUUGACAUAUAUACUUAAUACUCAUCAUCAUCAUGAUCACACCGGUGGGAAUGAAGAAUUAAAAGCAAGGUACGGAGCAAAGGUGAUUGGCUCUGGAAUAGAUAGCGAUAGAAUUCCUGGAAUUGACAUAACUUUAAAAGAUGGAGACAAGUGGAUGUUUGCUGGCCAUGAAGUGCAUGUAAUGGAAACUCCUGGUCAUACUCGAGGUCAUAUUAGUUUCUACUUCCCUGGAUCUGCAGCAAUAUUUACUGGAGAUACUUUAUUCAGCUUAUCUUGUGGCAAGCUUUUUGAAGGAACUCCUGAACAGAUGCUAUCUUCCCUUAAAAAGAUCACUUCUCUGCCAGAUGAUACAAACAUAUUUUGCGGUCAUGAAUAUACUCUGAGUAACUCUAAGUUUGCUAUGUCCAUUGAACCUAAGAACGAGGCUCUCAAAUCUUAUGCAACCCAGGUUGCCAAUCUACGAAGCAAGGGCUUGCCAACGAUUCCGACAACAUUAAAGAUGGAGAAAUUGUGCAAUCCAUUCCUCCGUACUUCGAGUACCGAAAUUCGGCAGUCAUUAAAAGUUCAAAAAUCAGCCGAUGAUGCAGAGGUAUUGGGUAUCAUUCGCAGAGCUAAGGAUAAUUUUUAGCCCUCCCUAUAAAAUACCUUGAAAAGAAGAAGGGGGUGGGAAGAGUUCAUUUUAGUGUAUAGGAUAAUAGGGGGUUAACACAUGCAUAUGUAAAAUAAGUUUCCGGGAUCUUUGUAUUGAUGAUUUCCUAUGAGUUCCAUUCUCAGUUCAGUUAAUUUUAUUCUGCACAUUUCUUGCCA
Molecule: messenger RNA, 1296 nt
Organism: Benincasa hispida (wax gourd)
Lineage: Eukaryota; Viridiplantae; Streptophyta; Magnoliopsida; Cucurbitales; Cucurbitaceae
Product: putative hydroxyacylglutathione hydrolase 2, chloroplastic
Molecular function (GO): hydroxyacylglutathione hydrolase activity
Source: RefSeq, a predicted model, not a curated record